Thamnophis sirtalis is the source of this 5174-nucleotide messenger RNA. The record is from RefSeq and is a predicted model, not a curated record. NCBI's taxonomy places the organism in Eukaryota, Metazoa, Chordata, Lepidosauria, Squamata, Natricidae.
AGCUGGUCUCUCUUAAGCCAGUCCCGUGGGGGUGUUUGUCAGGGUAUGGCAGCGCUGGGAGCCAUAGUGAAGAAAGUGUGGUGUAUCCGCCGUUAUUUGGUGCUUCUGUGCGCUCCGCUGGUGCUGCUGCCCAUCCUCUUCAGCCUGCCCCCCAAGGAAGGAAAAUGCCUCUAUGUCAUUUUGGUGAUGGCUAUAUAUUGGUGCACCGAAGCGCUGCCUUUAUCAGUGACUGCUCUUCUCCCUAUAAUUCUGUUUCCUUUCCUUGGAAUUCUACCAGCCAGCAAAGUUUGUCCUCAAUACUUUUUAGACACUAACUUCCUCUUUUUGAGUGGCUUGACCAUGGCAGCUGCCAUUGAAGAGUGGAAUCUGCAUCGUAGAAUUGCAUUAAGAAUCCUUAUGUUAGUGGGAGUCCAACCAGCCAGGCUCAUUUUAGGCAUGAUGCUAACAACUUCUUUCUUGUCUAUGUGGCUGAGUAACACAGCCUCUACUGCUAUGAUGCUACCAAUUGCAUUGGCUGUUUUAAAGAGCCUUUUCGGAGAUAAGGAAACAUCUAAUGACUGCAAUAGGGUAAAAGAAGAAAAUAAAGGUUCAGUACAUCAGAAUAAACUUCACAUGGUGCCAACUGAGAUGCAGCUUCUGACAAAUGCUAAUGAGAAAGAUAUGACUGAAGAGAAGGACGUCACAGUUAACAUUUCCUUGGAUGUAAUGAAGGAAGAACAAUAUAAGGCAAAUGUAUGGAAAGCAUUUCUGAUUUCCAUCCCUUAUGCUGCUAGUAUUGGUGGAACAGCAACACUAACUGGGACAGCCCCGAAUCUCAUUCUUUCAGGACAAUUAAAGAGUUAUUUUCCAGGAUGUGAUGUUGUGAACUUUGGCUCUUGGUUUGUGUUUGCCUUUCCCUUAAUGGUACUUUUCCUUUUUUUUGGAUGGCUCUGGAUAUGCUUCCUUUAUGGAUGCAUUAGCUUAAGAGACUGCAAAAAGAAGAAAUCUGAGAUAAGAGCUGAUGCAGAAGGCAGAGCUCGAGCAGUUAUAACGGAAGACUAUGAGAAACUGGGACCAAUAAAGUUUGCAGAGCAGGCAGUAUUUGUUCUCUUCUGUUUAUUUGCCAUCCUGCUAUUCUCCAGAGAUCCAAAAUUCAUCACAGGUUGGGCAAGCUUAUUCAAACCAGGGUUUGUCUCAGACGCAGUUACUGGAAUCACAAUAGUGACAAUACUGUUCUUCUUCCCAGCGAAAAAGCCAUCUCUUAAAUGGUGGUUUGAUCUAAAAGCAUCAAAUGUUGAGAAUGAACCCUUGCUAACUUGGAGCAAAGCCCAAGAAAGUGUGCCUUGGAAUAUAAUCUUGUUGCUUGGAGGAGGGUUUGCAAUGGCAAAAGGAUGUGAGGCCAUUCGUUUGAAGGUGAAUCCACUCUACUUAAUGAUACCGGGAACUGUAGGAUGCUCUUUUGCCUUCAUGCUUCCAGUCUCUACACCCCCAAAUUCCAUUGCUUUUGCUUCUGGGCAUUUGAUGGUCAAAGACAUGGCGAGAACUGGCCUACUGAUGAAUUUGAUGGGAAUCUGUCUUCUGAGCUUGGCCAUCAAUACUUGGGCUAUGAGCAUCUUUCAGCUAGGCAGCUUUCCUUCCUGGGCCAACAUCCAUAUGGAAAAUACAACCACCCUACUAGGAGAUGCUCAGAACAUUUCUUUGAACUUAACUAUAAAUAAACUUAUAUAACUAUUACUUAACUAUAAGUAAAGCAACCUUAUUGAUGAGAUUGGGUGAGAAAACGUCUGUCCUCAAAUCUGAGCACUAAAUUAAAUUGAUAUUGAACACAGGUAUGCAUGGAAGGACACACUGUGGAUGCGCCUCCACCUUAGGACCAUCAUGUAUUUUCAUUUGUUUUUACAAAUCUUUAUAAAUAUUCGUUGACUAUUUGAAAGACAUAAAAGACUUUUUCAUUUUUCAUUCAAAGAAUUAUCAAGUAGCUCUAGAUAGGUCUAGCUAACCUUUCGCUGUUUGAGCCCUGGAAGAUCUUUCCCCAUCUUUUGUUGUUCAAAUUAUUGUAACUUAGGAGAAGCAGCAGCGAAGCAGUUCCAGGUAGACUGCUAUGUUUGGCUGUUCAGUUGAAGAAUCAGUUGACAGUUGGAAGAGCCUGCCUUUUAUAGGCAGCUCGGCAACUGACAGGCGCGUCUGAUUGGCUAAGACGCGCCUGGCUGCUACCGAGCUGUCAUUCGUAACUGCGAGGACUUUCUUUCAGUAUACAACACAAAUAAAGAGGAUUAUUUUGCUUUACUAAAGAUGAUCAUUGCCUAAAUAUAGAUAUAUCUGGCUAUUUAAUGUAGUAGCACAUUGCAUCUGAAUACAGAAGUAUGUGAGUAAUUAAAGCAAUGAAUCAGAAAGCCUAUUGCCAACUAUAUAUUCUCUGCCAGACACAGGCACAGCAGAUUAUCAAAUCAGAUAUGUUUUUAAAAAUCGCAUUAUCCUGUUUUACUAGGGUAGCGACAACUUGGUUGAAUCUGUGAUGUUUAGAAGAGAUCAGGAGGACAGAUAAUAUUAUAAUAUUAUAGAUCUGAGUUGUUCUGAAAAUGACAGGUAAAAUGGAAAAGGUUUGCAUAUAUGUGCAAAUAUCGGUGGGAAAGUACUGAAUAUAAUCACAAAGAAAAGUGUUGAUCUUCCUUAUUUUCUCUGGGACAUUUAUUGACCAUCCCAUAAUAAGAUCAAAUAAGGAUACUCAGAACUGGCAGGACAGCCAAUUCUGUUGAACAUUGAUAGGAAUCUGUAGUAACUUAGGCCAGAGUUUCCUUUCUCGAAAUUGUUGAAAACACUGAUAUGUAUUAAAGAGCAUAUCAGUAGAUCAAUACACUUGACUUAGUGCCUUUUGUGUCUGCUUCUUGAGGCCAAAGUAUAGUACUCAUUUUGUCUAUAUUUUUUUAAAAAAAUGUUUGAACAUGUACACUCUCUCCUACCAGAAUUACACACUUAGGGAUUUUAAUUAUAUUCUUGAUAAACUCUAUAUGUGCACGGUGAUCUCUAAACAAUUUAUCUAGUGAUGUAAAACCUGAAGUUAAGCUGUAUGGAAGAAUUGGGAUAUUGCACCCCAGAUAUAUGACAAAGUUGCUCUCAAAUUGUAGUUUUUUAUGUGUUAAAAAGGGACAAUUGCCAAAUAUAUGGCUAGGAAACAGUCAUUAUAAAUAUAAUUAAUGUUAAUCACAUGUAAAUAUAAGUAAAAUGAAAUUAUAUAUGGUUUUUGCCAUGAAAAUGUCCAUUAAUGUUGGGACUCAAUGUUCAAGUUCUAUUGAACUUGCAAGAAAUAAAAUGUUUGAUGCCCACAACUGCCAUACGCAAGCUUAUUAGUCCAGUAAACGAUAAAUAGUUUAUUGAAGAAAAAGAGAAAGAUUGCAGAUUUUAUGAAUUUUAAAAUGAUCCUUUAACAAAAAGCAAUUACUAUGAAAAAUUGUCAACAGUAAGAAUUUGAAAUGAGAACCUGGGAAGUUCUAGACUCUACCAUAUCCUAUUGUCUUAUUGCAGGGUUGCCAGAUUACUUCAGUGCAAUCUUGAUCCCAUAAAUAUCAGGGAUUUGAGGUAAUCCAAAAUAAAGUGGAAAGAACAGUUGAAUGCUGGUCUGCUUUCAUUCAAAAGUAAUUGAAAGUGAAGCUGAUUGUUGGUCUGCUCUCAUUAAGCUUAAGUCAGUUACCCUUAGCAUCAUUCUAGAUUAUUUUUACAGUAGAUAGCAAUGCAUAUGAAGGAGAUCUGAAUUGGUAUUAGGGAUUGUUUUAUAUUGUUGUCCUCAAGAUUAUUUUAGAUUCCACCAAAUGCACCAUCUGAUUCCAUAUAAAAUAAAUUAGUGUGCUGGGCAUAGGAUAGAGCAGUGUUUGUCAACCUUGGCCACUUCAAGAGAUUUGGACUUCAACUCCUAGAAUUCAGUUCCCCAUGUUAGCUACGGAAAUCUGGAAGUUGAAGUCUACACAUCUUCAAAUGACUUACAUUGAGGAAAAACUGGAAUAGGGUGUGGCUUUUUAGACUUGCCAUUGUUCACUGGAGAAAUUUAUCUGGUAUAAAGUAAAAUGACAAAGCUCAUGUAGUGGUGGCAUUAGUUAUUGGGAGCAUCAUACCUGAGAAUGCUUCAUCACAGGUCAUAUUCACUAUCUAGAUCUCUCCUUCUAUGUGUCCAAAUCAUGAAAAUGCCUAAAGUUUUGAUUGUUGCUCUUCCCAUGUCCAUUAGUCUUUUGUGGGGAAUUAUUUGUUGCUUGGAUUUGAGAGAUGGAUGUUAAAAUCUGAUCAGUUUUUUUUUUAUUGAUUGAUGAUCUGUGUACUUUCAGUGAAAGUGUUUGUGUAUGAAUAUUGAUUCCAAUCCACACUGUAAACCUGAUUCUGUGUUAUAUUAUUAUAUGUGUGUGUGCAAGAAAUGGACUUCACACAAGUAUAAGAUCACUGUUGAAUGCAUGCUUUGGAAGAUUUAAUAUAAGGAAAUGUGCUGAGGAUGUAUGGAAGUUCAGCCAUGAAUUUCACUAUGAUUAAUUUUGUUAUUCCUUGCCUAACUUAAUUCAAUAUUUGUUUCUGGAGCAUAUGUGGCAAAUGGAAUCCUGGGUUGUCUCUUUCUCUCUUGUUAAGGUUCAUGUUACUAUUAAAUCAACAUCACUGUUGUGAAAGUAGGAAAAGGUCAAACUAAAAUCAUUGACACAGAACCACUCAAGUAUUAGAUGACACAACUCCAGAUACGUAAGGGGCAUAAUUGUGAUGACUGAGAAUAAAAUGCAUUAAUUAGUCUAUGGCAUUGUUAUGUUCUACGUUUGUGACUCACAAGGAAGGGAUGAUGUCUAGCCUUUUUUUUUUCAUGAACAUGAUGUCCAAAUGAACGUUUCUAUUAAUUUCCACACUCUAAAACAAGAUAAUUAUGUUGACUAGGCUGGUUAUAUAAUUGUAAAAGUUCUGGGCAGAAAAAAAUCCAGGAAACCACUAGAUGGCAGUGGUUGUCUGAAUUUUUGCAGGUUGGAUCUCAAGUCUUAAGGCACGGGUUUCAAAUUUGCUGCAUCACAUGAUGUUUCAUGUUCCAUUCGCGGAGGUGGGAUGGGUGUGGCCUGCACAUGAUGCAUCCGGCCCGUGGGCCACCAGUUUAACACCCCUGCAGGCUUAGGGGAAUGGAAUAUUUUUGCUAAAACUGCAAUACUGUAUUGAUUUUUUGACACAAGUAUUAUGAAGUU